Messenger RNA from Penicillium canescens, 1314 nucleotides. Its product is annotated as phosphatase PAP2 family protein. Gene Ontology annotation, molecular function: phosphatidate phosphatase activity. The record is from RefSeq and is a predicted model, not a curated record. The coding region runs from base 1 to 1314 and encodes 437 amino acids. Gene Ontology annotation, biological process: phospholipid metabolic process. NCBI's taxonomy places the organism in Eukaryota, Fungi, Ascomycota, Eurotiomycetes, Eurotiales, Aspergillaceae. The transcript has 4 exons.
AUGGAGCUCCCCCAAAAACUGCCGUUCUCUAAGCGGCGGCUCCGACCGCGCGCUAUCAUCUCCUACAUCUUCGACUAUGUGAUCCUCAUUGCCUGUGUGAUUGGCUUCGCGAUUGUAGACUCAAUCGAGCCUUACCACCAACACUUCUCCCUCCAGAACAUCUCCAUCCAAUACCCCUACGCCGUCCACGAACGAAUUCCCAUCAAGUACGCCCUCUGCAUUUCCGGCGCGUUUCCACUCGUCCUCAUCGUCGUAUACACAUUGGUUAUUGAUGGCUUAUUCUCGCACAAUAAGUCCCAAGAUGCCGGGUCCGGGAAGAGGAAGCUGAGAGGUCCGCAUCGGUGGAAGGAUAGACUGUGGGAGAUGAACUGUGGAAUCCUGGGACUGUUACUGGCACAGGCAGUCACGUUCGUCAUAACCCAGUCGCUGAAAACUGCUUGUGGAAAGCCGAGACCUGAUCUCAUUGAUCGCUGUCAACCCCGUGAAGGGAGUGUUGAUUUGUUCCCCGGACUGUCCAAUUCAACCAUUUGCACGGGUGACCCGGCAAUCAUCAAAGAUGGAUUCCGGUCAUGGCCUUCAGGCCACAGCAGCUCCUCCUUCGCCGGCCUGGUCUACACGGCCCUCUGGCUCGGAGGAAAGCUCCACAUCAUGGACAACCGCGGCGAAGCCUGGAAAGCCAUCCUAGUGACGAUCCCUCUCCUUGCCGCGACUCUCGUCGCCGUGUCGCGGAUCAUGGACGCACGUCAUCACCCCUUCGACGUGAUUACCGGCUCAAUGCUAGGAACCGCCUGCGGCUUCAUCGCGUACCGCCAGUACUUCCCACCCCUCAGCGAAGCCUGGCGCAAGGGCCGCGCCUACCCGAUUCGCACUUGGGGUACCGACCCUGCCGGUCCAGACUCGGUGCGGUUGAUGGGCACCAAGAUCGAUAGCUCGACUGCUCUUCGCAACCCCGAGGCGGAGCGCAUGAACCCGCCUGACCUUCCUGUCUCGGAACAUGAACAUGUCCGCCCUGCGCCUUCAGAUUAUCUCACUGAAUCUAACCCCUAUGCGUCCAAUGUGUACAAUCGCCGCCCGCACGACCACGACGCUGAUGGUGGUGCUUGGUCUUCCAGUGAGGACGAUGUCACGAACGGGUAUGAGAUGCGGCAUAACUAUGCUAGGGCGCAGAACCCGGGUGCCGGUCACUCUCUGCCUCAGCAUGAGAACACUGCGUAUGUCUCCCAGACUCAGCCGUUGACGGAUGCGGAGAUGCACUCUGAGGCCCUAGCUGGUCCUGGGCGCCCGUUGACUGAUGGCCCCGGUCGAGCUAUGUAG